UAAUACAUCUAAUAAUGGUAGAAGUUUAUUGGUGUUUACAUUUAGGAUGCAGGCUAAGCACCUAACACUUGCUACCAACUGAAAGGAACUAGCCAACAAACCCCCUGACUAUUGCAUUCGCUUCAUUUUUAAGGAUUAACCACUUGAUCUCGACUUAUAUAAUACUGUAUAUAACACUACUAAUUUCCUAAAAAAAUCAAGAAAUCAUCUGAUCUUCACUGUCAUCAAUGGCUUCCAUCGAUGAAAUCGAAUUCGAUUCAAGAUUCAUCAGAAUCUACAAAAGCGGCCUAAUUCAACGUCUAAUACCUUCUGAUUUCGUCCAGCCUUCCAUCGACCCAGAAACCCGAGUUUCAUCAAAAGACACGACAAUCAAUCCACAAACAUCUCUUUCGGCUCGAAUCUACCUCCCAAACCUCGCUCAUUCCCCGAGUUCAAGACUCCCCCUUAUCAUUUACUAUCACGGCGGAGCCUUUUGUCUCGGAUCAGCGUUCAGUUCAUUUACACACAACUAUCUCAACCCUCUCGUUGCUCAACUCAACGUUGUGCUCGUCUCGGUCGGCUACAGGCUCGCGCCUGAGCACCCAAUCCCUGCAGCAUACGACGACUCGUGGGAAGCUCUAAAAUGGGCUGUAGCCCAUGUAAACGGAGAAGGCCCGGAUGAUUGGCUCUCAGCCCACGCAGAUUUUGACAGGCUGUUUUUGGCGGGAGAUAGUGCUGGAGGAAAUAUAGCGCAUAAUGUGGCGAUGAGAGCAGGAACGGAACGGGUCGGUGACGGGGUGGAGAUCGAAGGAUCAGUUAUAAUACAUCCGUACUUCUUGGAGGGAAAGAAGAGUAAUUCUACUGAGGAUAUGGAGAAGAUGUGGAGGAUGACGUGUCCUUCGACGACAGGGCUUGAUGAUCAUCGGAUAAAUCCGAUGGCCCAGAUGGCGCCGACUUUGAGGGGGUUGGGGUGUAGAAGAGUGCUGGUUUGUUUGGGAGAGAAGGACUUUUUGAGGAAGGGAGGGAGGAGUUAUUGUGAGAGGCUGAUGGAGAGCGGAUGGGAAGGGGAGGGGGAGGUGUUUGAGACUGAAGGAGAGGGGCAUGCGUUUCACGUGUUUGAUGUUGGGAGUGAGAAAGCAAUCGCACAAACUAGGAAAAUUAGUGACUUUAUUAAUGGUAUUUAGGCUGUUGUCGGGUU
This is a messenger RNA of Asparagus officinalis (garden asparagus), 1177 nucleotides long. Its product is annotated as probable carboxylesterase 1. NCBI's taxonomy places the organism in Eukaryota, Viridiplantae, Streptophyta, Magnoliopsida, Asparagales, Asparagaceae. Gene Ontology annotation, molecular function: hydrolase activity. The transcript has 2 exons. The coding region runs from base 228 to 1163 and encodes 311 amino acids. The record is from RefSeq and is a predicted model, not a curated record.